AUGUCUUCCCCCAGUACUUUCACCACCAUCACCUCCCCUGCUGCACCGACAUUUGAUGCCUCAACGCAACACUAUCACAGCAAUCCCAGCCACUCCGACAAAAUGGCCAUCAUUGGUUUGACCAUCGGUAUGGCAGUUCUGUUUCUCCUCUUCAUUGGUCCGUGCUGUUGUUUGCAGUGGCUGGCUCAUCGGCAGCAGAAGAAAGAGCAGAGAAGAGAGGUUCAGGAGCGUGCUAGAAGAGCGGCGAGACUCAAUGUGGUGGGUGGUAGGUCAAAUAAGAGAGAGAUUUUGGUUCUUAGUUUGUUGUUUGGGAAUGGUUUCCUCAUCUUGCCAACCGCAGCAAUGACAAACACCAUCCACCGCCGCAUGAGCGACAGCAGCGUCGUCAUCGCCAUCGCCGUCAGCUGCACCGCCAUCGCCGUCAUCUUCCUCGCAGCAGCUCUUUUCUGCAACUGGCGCUCUCGCCCCAAAUCUCCUUCUGGAACUCAUGGCCGUGAGCAUGACGAUUCUGAUGUGAACUCUGAAAUUGAACUUGAUGCCAUGCCUGAUGGUGCUUUGAACCAUCCUCUUGUGCGUGGGAGCAAUGGUGCAGGACAUGUUUAUCCGGUUUUUGAAUCGACUCGUGAGCGUCAUGCUCAUGCUCAGAACUGA
Fusarium redolens is the source of this 651-nucleotide messenger RNA. RefSeq lists its product as uncharacterized. The record is from RefSeq and is a predicted model, not a curated record. The coding region runs from base 1 to 651 and encodes 216 amino acids. The transcript has 4 exons. Lineage: Eukaryota; Fungi; Ascomycota; Sordariomycetes; Hypocreales; Nectriaceae.